Apodemus sylvaticus (European woodmouse) is the source of this 2292-nucleotide messenger RNA. RefSeq names its product hydroxycarboxylic acid receptor 2. Gene Ontology annotation, biological process: G protein-coupled receptor signaling pathway. The record is from RefSeq and is a predicted model, not a curated record. Gene Ontology annotation, cellular component: membrane. Gene Ontology annotation, molecular function: G protein-coupled receptor activity. Lineage: Eukaryota; Metazoa; Chordata; Mammalia; Rodentia; Muridae. The transcript has a single exon. Bases 144 to 1226 code for a protein of 360 amino acids.
AGUUUCCUGGUAACCAUUCAGUCAUCUCUUUCAACACCCUGUCAUGACAUAAAGCUGAGGGCUGAACCACACGUUCACCACACAGACACACACUCGCCUUGAGCUAGGUGAGGCGCUCUGGGGCGGACCGGCCAGACCCACUCAUGAGCAAGCAGAACCAUUUUCUGGUGAUAAACGGCAAGAACUGCUGUGUGUUCCGAGAUGAAAACAUCGCCAAGGUCUUGCCGCCGGUGUUGGGGCUGGAAUUUGUGCUCGGACUCCUGGGCAAUGGCCUUGCCUUGUGGAUUUUCUGCUUUCACCUCAAAUCCUGGAAAUCCAGCCGGAUUUUCUUGUUCAACCUGGCCGUGGCUGACUUUCUCCUGAUCAUCUGUCUGCCGUUCCUGAUGGACAACUACGUCCAAAACUGGGACUGGAGGUUUGGAAGCAUCCCCUGUCGUCUGAUGCUCUUCAUGUUGGCCAUGAAUCGACAAGGCAGCAUCAUCUUCCUCACAGUGGUGGCUGUGGACCGGUACUUCCGGGUGGUCCAUCCGCACCACUUCCUGAACAAGAUCUCCAACCGGACGGCGGCCAUCAUCUCUUGUUUCUUGUGGGGUCUCACCAUUGGCCUGACAGUUCACCUCCUCUAUACAGAAAUGAUGACCAAAAAUGGCGAGGCAAAUCUGUGUAGCAGUUUCAGCAUCUGUUACACUUUCAGGUGGCACGACGCGAUGUUCCUCUUGGAAUUCUUCUUGCCCCUGGGCAUCAUUUUCUUCUGCUCAGGUAGGAUCAUCUGGAGCCUACGGCAGAGACAGAUGGACAGACAUGCCAAGAUCAAGAGGGCCAUCAACUUCAUCAUGGUGGUGGCUAUCGUAUUCGUCAUUUGCUUCCUGCCCAGUGUGGCCGUGCGGAUUCGCAUCUUCUGGCUCCUCUACAAACAUAACGUGCGGAACUGUGAGAUCUACUCCUCGGUGGACCUGGCUUUCUUCACCACUCUAAGCUUCACCUACAUGAACAGUAUGCUGGACCCAGUGGUCUACUAUUUCUCCAGCCCAUCUUUCCCCAACUUCUUCUCCUCGUGCAUCAACCGCUGUCUUCGAAAGAAAACAUUGGGUGAACCCGAUAAUAACCGGAGCACCAGCGUGGAGCUCACGGGGGACCCCAGCACAAUCAGAAGUAUUCCAGGGGCGUUAAUGGCUGACCCCAGCGAGCCAGGCAGCUCCUCUUAUAGGGCUUCUACAUCUCGUUAAGUUACUAUGCCAAGAAGGGAGAUUGCCACUCGGGCCUGUGCUCUCUGGAGAGGCAGUUUGGCCAUUGCACAGGGUAACAGCCUCAGACUUGGCUUAAGCUUUCUUGGAACUUCUAGAUUCGGAGAAUCGGAUUUAGAGAAACAGCGUGGUUCAGUGAGCGGUUUGUUUGCGGAGGUGCGACCGUAGAAAUCUCAGAGGAACAGAAAGCAAAGUUUCCAGACAGUGGAAACUUCUCAGCCUCCCAAGUUUAUGGGACUGGAGAAGACAGAGUCCUGCAAAGUUUGAGCCCUAGAUGCACCCAGCCACACCUCGGUUCUGCUCAAAGGCACCGAUGCUCCUUCAUUGCUAGGGUCCUACCCAGCCUGUCCGUGGAACCCAGUGGGGACAUGGAGAACCAAGAAACUGGAGACAAUCUCUACCCAGGUGUCAUUGAUAAGCAAGUUGGUCACUUGUGUUCUGUAGGACCAGUUUACCCUUCAGCUAGACUUUAGCAGAAACGGAAGAGGAAAGAGAUGCAAAGACUUGUUCUCCAAGUCUCCGAUGGUGGUAAGAGGGGAAAUAGCCCCAGGCUCACCAAACUCAGUGCUGGGGAGAAUCACUCAAUAAGCAAUUCAGCUGGGCAGUUCAAAGGCUUUGGGGAACACAGUGGCUUCCCUCCUCUGUCUGCUCUUACUAAAAGGGAUUCAACUGUGUCCAUGGUUAAGGGGGGGCGGGUUCAUUGCUUGGGUUUCUGUACUAAACAUCUACCAUUUCAAUAAAUUUCGACAGGAGACACAGGCUGCUGCGGCAUUUGUCUGGGUUAGGGUUCACAGAAACCAUUUUCUUACUUAAGACCUGGGCUAUGAACUGUAUCCUAGCAGGGAAAUCCAGUGUACUACAAAACUACAGAAGGGUGCAGAGCCCUGUCAUGAGACAGACAGCCAAGGGGACGGGCACCGGUGGGGAAUGCGUGAGGUAGUUACAUUUGGAAAGACUGCACAGAAGAGUUUACAAUGGGGCUUCUCCCUUUACAGUUUGGUGAGCGUUGCUAUUAAUAGCUGUAUAUUAAAAAAAGACUCGGACCUGA